UAUUUUUUACGUUCCUCGACCUCGGAACGCUUUUUUCUGAUGGUCGAUCUUUGACCUUUCCGAUUCCAAGAACCAGAGCCUCGAUCCCUCUCCGAGAAUAAGAGGGAGAGGUUUCGCCGGAAAGUAAUCUCCGCCGGCGAAGGUGGUGGCGAAGACAUGGGUCAGUGCCAGGGGAAGAACAUCGCUGUGGCGGAGGACGCCGACGGAGUUGAGGAUGGUCGACGCCAUCGCCGUAAAAGAACUCCAACGCACCCAUCCAAUGGCUUAUCUUCGUCUUCUGCUACGCCGAAUGCGGCUCAAGGCGGGGCCACGCCGGUACACCAUUCGUUGGGGAACUUUUGGCCUAGUCCGUAUCCGCCGGGCUCCGCGACGGGGAGUCCCCUCCCGGCAGGGAUCGCACCUUCGCCGGCUAGGUCUACCCCUCGACGGUUCUUUCGCCGACCGUUUCCUCCUCCUUCACCCGCGAAGCACAUUAAGGCCUCCCUUGUCAAGCGAUUUGGCACGGCUAAGCCCAAAGAGGGGACCAUCGUUGAGGAUGUCGCGGCUUUGGCCGUGUCUCCUGAGGUGGAGAGGCCUUUGGAUAAGACUUUUGGGUACGGGAAACACUUUGGGGCUAAAUAUGAGCUCGGGAAGGAGGUGGGGCGGGGGCAUUUCGGCCAUACCUGCACAGCGAGGGUGAGGAAGGGGGACAUGAAGGGCCAGAUCGUUGCUGUCAAGAUCAUCUCCAAAGCUAAGAUGACAACAGCUGUGGCAAUUGAAGAUGUUCGUAGGGAGGUGAAAAUACUGAAAGCUCUGUCUGGGCAUAAAAACCUUGUCAAAUUUUACGAUGCAUGUGAGGAUGCCCUUAAUGUCUACAUAGUAAUGGAAUGAAAGAUUAAAUGACAUUGUUGGGAGUGCUUACUAUGUUGCACCUGAAGUCUUGCAUCGAUCUUACAACACUGAAGCAGAUAUAUGGAGCAUUGGUGUAAUAACUUAUAUCUUGCUAUGUGGUAGCAGGCCUUUUUGGGCACGCACAGAAUCUGGAAUAUUCCGAUCAGUUCUGCGAGCUGAUCCUAAUUUUGAUGAUUCACCUUGGCCUACUAUUUCAGUAGAAGCUAAGGACUUCGUCAAAAGACUUCUAAAUAAAGACUACAGGAAGAGAAUGACGGCUGCGCAGGCUUUGACUCAUCCUUGGUUGCGAGAUGGAAACCGGCAAGUCUCUCUUGAUGUUAUUAUAUUUAAGUUAGUCAAAGCAUAUGUUCGUGCCACGCCUCUCAAGCGUGCUGCGCUAAAGUCACUCUCUAAAGCUCUAACGGAGGAUGAACUUUUAUAUCUCAAAUCCCAAUUCAGGUUACUAGAACCGAGUAAGGAUGGGCGCAUCUCCAUGGAUAAUUUCAGAAUGGCACUCCUACGGAAUGCUACCGAAUCAAUGAAAGAGUCCAAGGUUCCUGAUAUUUUGAACAUGUUGGAACCUCUUUCCGGCCGAAGGAUGGACUUCGAAGAGUUUUGUGCCGCCGCCAUCAGUCCAUAUCAGCUGGAAGCCUUGGAAGGAUGGGAACAAAUGGCAAUGAAAGCUUUUGAAUAUUUUGAGAAGGAAGGCAACAGGAACAUCACAGUUGAAGAGCUGGCACAAGAAAUGAACCUCGCUUCCACUGCUUACUCCAUUGUUCAAGAAUGGAUCAGACCUUCAGAUGGUAAGCUGAGCUUUCUUGGAUACACUAAAUUUUUGCAUGGUGUUACAGUUCGAGGCUCCAAUAUUCGGCGUCAAUAGACUCUUAUGUCUGUUCAGGCAAUUGUUUCAUUCUAAUAUUUGUAUCCAUCAUUUCUUAUAGUCGCUUGCACCUUUCUUUUUCUUCAGCCUUUAUUAUUAUUUUUUUUUUAACACACUUAAUAACUGAAUUUAGUUGCUUGUAAAGAUGAAUAUGUGGAUUGGCUUUGGCCUUCUAUGUAUUUCCCCUGUAAUUUGUUUUUUUAUAGAUGUAUUCCAAUUGAAUCUCUGAAGUAGAUCUUUAGUGUUAUA
Molecule: messenger RNA, 1999 nt
Organism: Dendrobium catenatum
Lineage: Eukaryota; Viridiplantae; Streptophyta; Magnoliopsida; Asparagales; Orchidaceae
Product: CDPK-related kinase 3
Biological process (GO): peptidyl-serine phosphorylation; protein autophosphorylation; intracellular signal transduction
Cellular component (GO): nucleus; cytoplasm
Molecular function (GO): calcium-dependent protein serine/threonine kinase activity; calmodulin binding; ATP binding
Source: RefSeq, a predicted model, not a curated record